Messenger RNA from Puccinia graminis f. sp. tritici CRL 75-36-700-3, 369 nucleotides. RefSeq lists its product as uncharacterized. Bases 1 to 369 code for a protein of 122 amino acids. Lineage: Eukaryota; Fungi; Basidiomycota; Pucciniomycetes; Pucciniales; Pucciniaceae. The record is from RefSeq and is a predicted model, not a curated record. The transcript has 2 exons.
AUGACUACGAGGAGCAAUACCGACCCUGACGAGCUGCUCCCGCUAACGGACCCUGAGGCUAUCAUCCGAUCUGGUAACGCCGAACAACGCCGACUCAAACAUCUCAAGUCCAACCCAACCAUCCCGCACCCACCUCCUUCUGAAACUACACCUGCCAUCGCGAUGUCCGACGAUACGGCCCCAGCUCAUGAAACAUCCGGGUCGACUCGCACGGCGGACGCCGCAGAUAUGCAGACUGCUAAAGACUGGUUCAAGCCGAACGUCGACAAGCUGCAGAGGAUUGCCGACAAGCUCUGGAGGAUUGCCGCGCGGACCGACAGAUCCUUAUUUCUGCUCAUCAAGCCAGCGCCGCCCGCAUUAGCCGAUUAG